Messenger RNA from Corylus avellana, 2981 nucleotides. RefSeq names its product hydroxyproline-rich glycoprotein family protein (gene ELF3). The record is from RefSeq and is a predicted model, not a curated record. Gene Ontology annotation, biological process: regulation of photoperiodism, flowering. NCBI's taxonomy places the organism in Eukaryota, Viridiplantae, Streptophyta, Magnoliopsida, Fagales, Betulaceae.
GUUCUAUCCGAAUAGGGCCCACAACUCCGCACUUUUCCCUUUCCCUUUUCUAUGCAAGAAGAUGAUCUUCUGAAGUUCUGAGGAAUCCCUGAAAACAAGCCCACCUCUUCUUUCCCUUAACGAAUAUCUUCUCUCUCUCUCUCUCCCUCCUCAUAUGCUUUUACAUUUCCUAUCCUUCGUCCGCAAUUCACGCUUGCUUGUUCUGUCCUCCAUCUGUUUCAGCUCCAAAAAAGGUCCUUUUCCUCUGAACCCCUAGUUCUCAGAAAUGCCUCAAUUUCCGAGGAAGAUUUCUGGGUUAUUCCGAAAUCGACUUGUCUUCUAAAAGGAAAAUUUAUCACUUUGGUCGUCUGGAAGCGUGGGUUCACUCCGGGCUUUCAAUUUUUCGCAAGUGGGUUUUCAUUUCGGAAGUCUCGUUGGAUUCUGGGUCAUCGAGAAAUCGGUCGGCAAUUUCCAACAAAGUAAAGGUUGGUGGUUUCUGGGUUUGAUUAAUAUUGAGUUUCUGCAAGUGGGUUUUUGGUAUUAGAGGUCCUGGUAAUGAGAUCUCUGGAUGAAUUUCAUGUAAGAGCGAGGUUUUGUUAUUGGGGUUUGUGUUGAAGUAUACGGAGAGAGAAUGAAAAGAGGGAAAGAUGACGAGAAGAUCAUGGGGCCCAUGUUCCCGAGGCUUCAUGUUAAUGAUACAGAGAAAGGAGGGCCAAGAGCACCUCCAAGGAAUAAGAUGGCUCUUUAUGAACAGCUAAGUAUUCCCUCUCAGAGGUUCAAUCCUGGGGUCCUGUCUCAUAACCGUCCAAAUAACACUAGCAGUUUGGUUGUCCCCGCAUCCUCGAGCCAGGGGAAUAGCCUUGAAAGAAGUUUUCACUUCCCGCUUCACAUACCUGCAUCAGCACCCACUCAUUGGGCUGAGAAAUUUAUAAGUCGGCAGUCUGAAGGAUCAGGUUCGAACAAUUCAUUGGCACAACUCAAGGAGAGGAAAAAAGUAGGAGAUGAAGACGACUUUAUUGUUCCUGUAUUUGUUCAAUCAGGAACAGGGCAAUGCGUUGAUAAAACUCAAAACAGUAUUGAUAGGGAAAAACUCACUCCCUUCAGCCCUACUUAUUCUGGUCGCUCUGUAAGACACAAAAAUGUUUAUGAUGAAGAUCCAAAAUUAACUACCUCCCCAGCUCUCAGAUUGAGGCAAGAAGUGAGAUGUGAGAGUGAAGAGUGCCCAAAAGUGAAUGGGCCCAGUCAUUCAGUAAAAUCUAGAACAGAUCCAUCAACCAGAGAAAAGAUUGAAGGGCUUGUGAAGGAAUCCAAUGCAACUCAUGAUCAAGAGUAUCAAGAUUUCCCUGUGACGAAUGUUAGCAGUUCAUUUGAUAUUGAUACUUAUUCACAACAAGAGUUCAGAACCAGGUCGCCACUGGUUGACACUAUAUUUGUUGAGUCUGUAAGGGAUGUAGAGAACGGAAAUGGUCACCACCACCUAAGAAGCAUCUCUCACUUGAGAGAGGACAAUAUCAGUCCCAUUGAGCCUGAUAAUGGCAGUGAAUAUCUUGGGGACAGGACAAACAUGUCACUACAAAUGGGAAACUUAGACAAAUGUGAUGAUGUCUCUGAGACCUCCAUGGUGGAUUCUAUAUCGGGCUUUGAUAUCUCUCCAGAUGAUGUCGUAGGAGUAAUAGGUCAGAAACAUUUCUGGAAAGCAAGAAAAGCGAUUGUCAAUCAGCAAAGAGUGUUUGCAGUUCAAGUAUUUGAGUUGCAUAGACUGAUAAAGGUCCAACAACUGAUUGCUGAAUCACCGAAUCUUUUGCUUGAAGAUGGUGCUUUUCUGGGCAAAGCUUCAUUGACGGUUACUCCUGCAAAGAAACUUCCGCUCAAGUAUGUUUUAAAACCGCCAUCGCACAUUGUUAAGGGCAAAGACAAUUCCGAGAAUCCAAACCAUAAAAUGGAAUUUUCUGCAGAAAAUGCGGUUGGGAAGACAUGUCUUUCUUCUGUGAAAAAUGGUAGUCAGCCGUCAAAUUAUGGGCCUUAUCCAGGACACUUGCAGCCAGCAACUAUGGCUACUGGUAAUAAUAUGGGUCCUUGGUCUUUCCAUCAGUCACCUGGGCAUCAAUGGUUAAUUCCUGUAGUGUCUCCCUCUGAAGGACUUAUAUACAAGCCCUAUCCUGGACCUGGGUAUAUGGGAACAGUUUGUGGAGGAGCUGGACCUUUCAGCCCAGCUCCCUUGACAGGUAACUUUAUGAAUCCAGCCUAUGGGGUUCCAGCUUCUCCUCAUCAUCAAGGAAUCGGGAAUCUUCCUGGUACUACUCCACUCGGUCAUUCUUACCUUCCUCUAUAUGGCAUGCCUGUCAUGAAUCCAGCCAUGUCAGGUUCAGCCGUUGAACAAGUGAGCCAAUUUACUGGAACUGUUCCACAUGAUCAAUCUCAGUUUUCCGGAGGUAGAACCAACUCUAACACGCCGCAUCGAAGUUCAUGCAAUGUGCCAAACCAAAAACAUGGAGCUAUUUCACAAGUUGCAAAGUUUCAGGCAUCCAAAGACAGUGAGUUGCAAGGAAGUACAGCAAGUAGUCCCUGUGAGAGAUCGCGAGGUGUUGGGACAGGUUACUCUUCUGAGGGGAGAGAUGCGCUUCCACUUUUUCCUAGGGAUCCAGUCGUCCCAGAGGCAGCUUCUCAGCCUCGUGAAACCGCCGACCAACCAACACGUGUGAUCAAAGUUGUGCCUCAUAAUCCUAGAUCUGCAACUGAAUCAGCAGCUCGAAUUUUCCAAUCUAUACAAGAAGAGAGAAAGCAGCACGACUCGGUUUAGCUCAUCAUAUACAUCAAUCACCUGCUGUUAAAUGAUCUUGGACUCAGCCAAGUUGGUGUCGGGUUUGGUCAUUUCCUCUGUACUCUUUUGGUAAUGGGCUUGCCCUUGUUUAAUUAUUGUGACCUAUAUAUACAGUGUAUUCAUAUGUCGAUAUGUUUCUGGAGGAUCACCACCGUUGAUGAAUAUAUGUUGUCUCUUUCAA